AUGUUGGUCAACCUGAGAUGUCUGCAGCUUUUCUGCCGCCUUCUUCUGGGCACAAGCUUUUCCACCUACACCCUGAAGACCAUCGUCAUGCACCUCCUGAACAGUCUCCCCGUGUCACAAUGGCGCAGGAGGGAUUUCUUGUGGCGCCUGCGAGAUAUCAGUGUGAACCUGCGCUGCUCUCUGGAGGAGAAAUGCCUUAACCACUUUAUCAUAGGCAACAAGAGAUUGCCUCAGGAGAUUAGCUUGCCCCUGGACAUUGCAGCAGCUGAGCCACCCAAUCUCUUCCAUCAGCUGGCAUGGUUUCCAGCUGCCCACUCUCAGGCGAUGAGCGAGUACCAGGAUCUUCGGCGUCAGCUUGCAAGUGUGCUGCUCAAUGGCUGCUGAAAGAGGUGAUCAUGCGUACAGCUGUGCUUGUGGGCUUCACAGGCAGUAGCAGAAAACCACCUCACAUCCCCGAGGAAAAGAGAGGAGAAUGUGGGAUACAGAAAGAGAAGAUAAAAAGCUUCUGCGCAGCAGCACUCUGCCAUCAGCAGCAGCAACAGUGUUGUUCAUAGAACAAAAAAAUAAAAUUUAAACUUUUGGG
Molecule: messenger RNA, 583 nt
Organism: Taeniopygia guttata (zebra finch)
Lineage: Eukaryota; Metazoa; Chordata; Aves; Passeriformes; Estrildidae
Source: RefSeq, a predicted model, not a curated record